CAAAAGAUAACUUUAAUUCCAGGCCACAUACCAAGUUUAGCCACAUUAGAUUAGUUCUUAGUAGUAACUUUGUACUUAACAGAUUUAUUACAAACUACUCUAACUAUGCCUUCUGUCAGGAGAUUGACUCCAGUGCAAUUGAUCGAGAAGAAACGAGAUGGUAACAAAUUGAACGAAACUGACAUCGAGACCUUUGUGCGGUCUGUGGUUGGAUCUGAGGGCUUUGAGAAAAUGGAGGACGCCCAGAUCGGAGCAAUGCUCAUGGCGAUAUUCUUAAAAGGACUCGAAUUCGUUGAAGCGAAGUGUCUGACCGAGUACAUGCUGCUUUCGGGCGACGAUCUCAAGUGGGACGCGUCGCCUCCAGUCGUAGACAAACACUCGACCGGAGGCAUCGGCGACAAAGUGAGCAUUCCAUUGGCACCCAUGCUGGCAGCGGCAGGAGCCAGAGUGCCUAUGAUUUCUGGGAGGGGUUUGGGUCAUACUGGAGGCACGCUGGAUAAAUUGGACUCAAUUCCUGGAUUUACAGCUGAAAAAAGUUUGCAGCAGAUCCAAAACGCAGUCAAUGAAAUUGGGUGUAUCAUUGUGGGCACCACUGACGAGAUCACGCCCGCAGAUAAGAUCAUCUACAAGUUCAGAGACAUCACAGGCACUGUAUGGAGAAAUGAACUCAUUUACGCGUCUAUUCUGAGCAAAAAAGCGGCUGAGGGCGUGAAGCACUUGGUGCUCGACCUCAAAUGUGGCAACGGUUGUUGGCUCGACACUGUGGAAAAAGCGCAAGAAGCUGCCAAGGAUUUCAAAAAAAUUGCCACUGGACUGGGCAUCACUUGCAUAUGCAUGAUCACCAACAUGGACACGCCUUUGGGUUUCUGCGUGGGAAACGCCCUCGAAAUUGAAGAAUCGAUUGAUUUUCUGAAGAAGAACAAAGCACGAGCGCAGGAUCUGAAGGAAAUUGUCGUUGCUCAAGGGGCGGAACUGUUACUUUCAAGUGGGUUGUGCGCUUCGAUCGAAGUAGCUAAAGAAAAGAUGCUGACCACUAUCGAAGAUGGGUCAGCUCUGAAGAAGUUUGAGCAGAUGAUCAUUGCUUCUGGAGCUUCUGCCGAAGUCGCCGCCCAGCUGUGUUCAGAUCGAACCGACUGUUACUCGUGUCUUCCCCAAGCGAAAGAGAAACAUCCCAUUUUAGCUUCAGCUUCUGGUUACAUUAGUGGGAUACAGGCGCUUCCUGUGGGACAGGCGUGCAACUCACUGGGAGCCGGACGGAAGAGGAGUGCAGACUCUCUCAACUACGGAGUGGGACUUAGAUUUCACAAGAAAUUAGGGGACCGGGUGGCAAAAGAAGAAGAAAUAGCAACUUUACAUGCAGACAAGGAAGCCGGGGAUGAUGAUGAUGUGAUGCACGCAAAACACGAUAUUCAAAAUGCCAUUACAAUCUCAGAAGAACCACCGGAAUCUCAAACGCUGGUCUACGAAAUAUUGAAGUAAUAAGUAUGCUAAAUCUGUAAUUAAGUGUAUAGGCGGCCAAAUUAACGUUUUGUACUUAUAGAUUUCUUUAGCUAUUGCUCCCCUGGUACCUAGUUGCCAUCCCGACCUGUCACCUCUCAAAGAACUAAUUCAACAGUUAAGCAUACUUGAAUUUGGUAUCUGGUAACGAAUU
Messenger RNA from Symsagittifera roscoffensis, 1651 nucleotides. Its product is annotated as thymidine phosphorylase-like. The transcript has 6 exons. Gene Ontology annotation, molecular function: pyrimidine-nucleoside phosphorylase activity; 1,4-alpha-oligoglucan phosphorylase activity. NCBI's taxonomy places the organism in Eukaryota, Metazoa, Xenacoelomorpha, Acoela, Convolutidae. The record is from RefSeq and is a predicted model, not a curated record. Gene Ontology annotation, biological process: pyrimidine nucleoside metabolic process; pyrimidine nucleobase metabolic process. Bases 106 to 1479 code for a protein of 457 amino acids. Gene Ontology annotation, cellular component: cytosol.